GCUUCACGCGCCAGCUUCGGCCUUAGCCCCGAGCGGCGGGGUGCGGCCGAGCCAUGGAGAGCAGCGACGAGGAGUCCGUGGACAGGCGCCGCGUGCACCUGCGCCCUUUUACGCUGCGCAGUCCCGCCCCCGUCACGCUGCACCUUCUGCCCUGCGAGGUCCCGGUUAGCCGGCCCGCCCCGGUGGGGCGCUUCUUCACCCCAGCCAUCCGCCAGGGUCCCUACGGGCUGGAAGCGUCCUUCCGGGGCCGCAGUCUGCGCGGCGAGGAGGUGGCGGUGCCGCCCGGCCUUGUGGGAUACGUGAUGACAGAAGAGCAGGGAGAGGUGUCGGUGGGGAAGCAGGACUUCUCGGAGGGGUCGGAGGAGGACCACGAGCUAGAGGAGCAGGAAGUGAUGGAAUCCCCGGAGACGCUGGAGCGGGACUUCGACCGCUUUAUCGGCGCCACAGCCAGUUUCAGCAGCUUCACCCUGUGGGGCCUGGAGACUAUCCCUGGUCCGGAUUCCAAAGUGCGUGGGGCCCUAACCUGGCCCAGCCUUGCUGCAGCGAUUCACGCACAGGUACCAGAGGACUGAAAACCAGACCUUGAAAUUGAAAGCCACUGAUCCCUUCACUCCAGUGAACCCCUUCACUUUGGGAGCCUUCGUCACCCCAAUAAAGGCGCUCUUCACAGAA
Molecule: messenger RNA, 672 nt
Organism: Phacochoerus africanus (Common warthog)
Lineage: Eukaryota; Metazoa; Chordata; Mammalia; Artiodactyla; Suidae
Gene: RNASEH2C
Product: ribonuclease H2 subunit C
Exons: 4
Coding region: 54-572 (172 amino acids)
Biological process (GO): RNA catabolic process
Cellular component (GO): ribonuclease H2 complex
Source: RefSeq, a predicted model, not a curated record